Oryzias melastigma (Indian medaka) is the source of this 1131-nucleotide messenger RNA. RefSeq names its product steroid 5 alpha-reductase 3 (gene srd5a3). Gene Ontology annotation, cellular component: endoplasmic reticulum. The record is from RefSeq and is a predicted model, not a curated record. Gene Ontology annotation, molecular function: 3-oxo-5-alpha-steroid 4-dehydrogenase activity. Lineage: Eukaryota; Metazoa; Chordata; Actinopteri; Beloniformes; Adrianichthyidae. The transcript is spliced from 5 exons. Gene Ontology annotation, biological process: polyprenol catabolic process; dolichol-linked oligosaccharide biosynthetic process. The coding region runs from base 65 to 997 and encodes 310 amino acids.
UGUUUUCAGCCGGUGGAUUUUGAACGUCGCACAAAACAAAGAACAUGCGUCUCUUGGCUCGAAGAUGUCGUGGGGCUUUUUAAACUGGAGCUUGAUAGAUGUUUUGUGGUUUACUUUGGCUUUAUGUUUUCUUUUAGCUUUUUGUAUCCAUAAAAUAUCAGGAAAUAAUCACGAAUCCUUAAAUUUCUUCCUGAUUUUCCAGGAUCUUAUUCGCUAUGGAAAAACUAAAAACCUCAAACGAACCAGCUGGCUGCGAAUGUUUGACGUCCCAAAACGGUGGUUUUGGCAUUUCUACAUCGUCUCUGUUUGCUGGAACGGAUGUCUUCUGUUUUUAAAUAUGAACUCUAUUCACCAUCGACAGUCGUACCCAUCAUGGCUGACUGGUAUAUUAGAUGUGUUGUCAGGUGCUCCCAGCCCAGACAGUCCAGUCCCACAGCUGUCCACGGUUCUGGUGCAGCUGCUGGUGUGGGUCCACUCCCUUAGGAGGCUGCUGGAGUGCCUGUUUGUCAGCGUUUUCUCUGAUGGGGUCAUGCAUGUCGUGCAGUAUGGGUUUGGCCUCGUGUAUUACGUUGCACUGGGGUUGACAGUUCUCUGUGUUGACCGCAUUGGAAAAGGAGCCAGCUCUCUCUCACAGCUGGGCUGGAUUCAGACGACUGGAUUUAUCGUCUUCAUCUGCGGCUCGCUGUUGCAGCAUCAGUCUAUAGUCCUUCUGGCUCGACUGCGGACUGGAAAAUCAGGAGCAGUGGAGACGCUUGCUCAUCGGAUGCCGACAGGAGGCUGCUUCCACUUGGUGUCAUGCCCGCACUACUUUGCCGAGCUGCUCAUCUACGUCUCUCUGGGCUUUGUCUUUGGUGGACGGUCUUCCACGUGGUGGCUGCUGGUUCUUUACGUGUUCUUUAACCAGGCGCUGGCCGCACAGCUGAGUCACGAGCUUUACGUCAGCAAAUACCAGUUGUACCCAAAACACAGAAAAGCUUUGAUACCGUUUGUGCUCUGAGUGUGAACCGUCUCCUCAGGUAACGUCCAGGUGACGAGUUCCUGUGAGAGCAUUUGAAUAAUUAAAUUUUCUUGGCAGCAACAAGGUUUCUUUGUCAAAGUAUUUGUUGUAAAUAAAAAAAAACUUUUACUUGU